This is a messenger RNA of Physcomitrium patens, 1069 nucleotides long. Its product is annotated as Golgi apparatus membrane protein-like protein ECHIDNA. The record is from RefSeq and is a predicted model, not a curated record. NCBI's taxonomy places the organism in Eukaryota, Viridiplantae, Streptophyta, Bryopsida, Funariales, Funariaceae. Gene Ontology annotation, biological process: protein secretion; vesicle-mediated transport. Gene Ontology annotation, cellular component: Golgi membrane.
GCGCCUCUGAUUUCUUGUUUCCUCGCCUGCUCGCCGAUUCAUCUCUCUGCAGCGCCAUCGCCCCCUGAUUCCUCCUCCUCCUCCUCCACAGUCUCCUGCUUGUUGCCAUUUGCACCUUGGAAUCGGAAGUCGGAUCGGGCGCCAACGCUUGUGCCGCACUUGCUCCUGCCACCAUGGCAGAAGAGCAGUAUGCGCAUCCUGGGAUAUGCCUGUUUACUGUUCUGUUCAAGUUUUCAGCACUCGUGUUUUACAUUCUGUGCUCCAUAUUUAUUCAGAGCUUCGUGAUUCAAUUUGUCGUCACGGUUUUCUUGAUAGCGUUGGAUUUCUGGACUGUCAAGAAUGUUAGUGGUCGAAUAUUGGUGGGACUGCGGUGGUGGAACGAAGUGGAUGAGCAAGGUCAAAGUGUGUGGCACUUUGAGUCCCUGGACCAGCAGACUUUAGAGACAUUGAACAAGAAGGAUGCUUGGCUGUUUUGGUGGACGUUGUAUCUCACACCUAUGGUGUGGGUGGCGCUUGGUAUAGUUGCUGUGAUCAAGUUCAACUUUGAUUACUUACUUGUAGUUGGCGUUGCCAUAAUCCUGAAUGCAGCCAACAUAGUCGGAUUCACUAAAUGUCGAAAAGAUGCGAAGAAACAGAUCCAGCAAUUUGCGGCCUCAACUUUGACCUCUCGAAUGAGCAAUACAAUCCAAUCAGCCUUCAUGUCAAGCGUUUAGUUGUUUAUGACUAAACCCGAAGUCCGUGCAUGUGCGUUCCAGGGAAGAUACUGCAGGCUCAUUCAGUAGUUUAGUCCAGGAAGUAGAUAUUUCUUACUUGCCAGUUCACUUUAGGCCUUGCAUUGAACUUUAUGGACAGUAUUAGUGGGCACAACUUUUCAAGUGGUUGGUGGUACGAAGUAUGAAGAGUAGCUCAGUGGGGAACAUCUGUAAUGAAAACGUGAGAAUUUGAGCGUAUUUCAAUACAUUGGUAGGGUAUUUGUACAAAAAACUUUCUGUAUUGAUAAGUUCAAUUUGACGAUCAUAGGUGGUAUACCUGCCGAUCCCUAAAUUAUGACCAUCUAACUUUUCUGGCA